AUGGCGGCCAACUACUGGGAAUCAACACAGCGAAAGCACUGGCAGUUCUCUAAACAAGAGCUUGCCCGGCUUCGGCAGAAACUGGAAGAUGAGGACAAGAACCUCGUCCAGACGUAUCCGCUGCCUCCACUGAGGCAUCUCAGCAUCUUCUUCAACCAACAGGUUAAGAGACUUGGAAAGCGCCUUUCCGUGAGACAACAAGCCAUGGCCACGGCCCAGCUCUACAUCAAGCGAUUCUACACGAAGAUCGAAAUCCGGCGGACGAACCCAUACUUGCUGGUAGCGACCGCGGUGUACCUGGCUUGCAAAAUGGAGGAAUCUCCGCAGCAUAUCCGGUUGGUCGUGAGCGAGGCUCGCUCUCUAUGGCCAGAUUACUUUAAUUCCGACACAUCAAAACUGGGGGAGUGCGAGUUCUUCCUGAUAUCAGAAAUGAACUCUCAGAUGAUUAUCCACCAGCCCUACCGGAGUCUGUUGGCGCUACAGGACGAGUUCUUUGAUACCCAGGAAGAAUCCAAUUUGGCGUGGUCAGUUAUAAACGACCACUACAUGACGGAUUUGCCAUUGCUGUAUGCGCCGCAUAUCCUUGCAUUGACGGCCAUUCUACUAGUACUAGUCCUCCAGACAAACGGCAACUCGGGAGCUCCACCUACACCGAGUAAUGGAGGCAACGGUCUGGGGGUGGCUGCUCAGGCAGCGUUGAAGCAUGCAACCCAAGCAAGAGGCAUCUCGGGCACGGAAAAAGGCCCCGCAACCUCGCGGACGAAGAUACAGAGAUUCUCAGUCUGGUUGUCGGAGAGCACCGUGGACAUCGAAGCCAUGGUCGACUCGAUCCAGGAGAUGAUUUCGUUCUAUGAAUGCCAAGAGCAGUACAACGAGAAGAGUACGCGGGAGCAAGUCAACAGGUUCAUCAAAGCCAGGAACUUGGACAAGUGA
Messenger RNA from Pseudogymnoascus verrucosus, 933 nucleotides. It is a transcript of the gene SSN8, whose product is annotated as RNA polymerase II holoenzyme cyclin-like subunit. The coding region runs from base 1 to 933 and encodes 310 amino acids. Gene Ontology annotation, biological process: positive regulation of transcription by RNA polymerase II. Gene Ontology annotation, cellular component: nucleus; mediator complex. Gene Ontology annotation, molecular function: cyclin-dependent protein serine/threonine kinase regulator activity. Lineage: Eukaryota; Fungi; Ascomycota; Leotiomycetes; Thelebolales; Thelebolaceae. The transcript is spliced from 3 exons. The record is from RefSeq and is a predicted model, not a curated record.